UAAUCAAAUUUGAGACGACAUCAGAGGUUCACACACCCGCUAAGAACAUGAAGAUGAGUCGUGUGUUUUUGGUCCUGGGUUUCGUCCUGAUCAUGUCGCUUUACUCAGACGCUGAACCUGAAGCGCUUGCACAGGCGGAGGGCUGCUGUUUCACCUUUUUCUCUGGAACUGUUCCUCCCCAAAACAUCCUGGAGGUUAAGCGGACGGGGGCGCACUGCUCACAGCAAGGCUUCAUUGUUAAAACUCCUAAGUUCUCCAGUCUGUGUGUUCAUGAAGUCUCCGCCAAGUGAAAAGCCACAACUUGAUGCUGUGACCUGAGACACACCGUGCACUCUCACACACACACACACACGCAACUAAUAAAGUUUAAGCUUUAAUCAUUUAUUCAACACAUUUGACUUUUAAUGACUGUUGAACAUGAUGCUUAAUGCAGUGCAGACUCUAAUAAAGUCAUCAUCGCACCA
Molecule: messenger RNA, 464 nt
Organism: Clarias gariepinus (North African catfish)
Lineage: Eukaryota; Metazoa; Chordata; Actinopteri; Siluriformes; Clariidae
Product: C-C motif chemokine 13-like
Exons: 3
Coding region: 48-290 (80 amino acids)
Biological process (GO): immune response
Cellular component (GO): extracellular region
Molecular function (GO): chemokine activity
Source: RefSeq, a predicted model, not a curated record